CAGACGGACGGACGGAUGAGCGAGCGGUCUGACAGAAGUAUGUAUUGAGACUAGCUAUAUAAGCGCAACACAGAGAAAUAUCAGUCUCUCCCAUCGAUCAGCCAUCACGACAGCUAGUUUUUAAAAAUUAUCACGAAUUAAUCGAACGCCAUCCAGAGUGAAAACAAGACCAUCUAGCAUCAUGCCAGGUAAUAAGAAAAGGAAAGUGGCUGUUCAAGCAACUACCGGGAGAGCGAAGAGGAGGAUCGCCCAGCCGGCGCGAUAUCGAUCGACUUCGGAGCCGCAGCCGCGUGAAGCACGGAUCGAAAUUGAGGGACAAAGGAGGACAGAAAAAGAUGACGGCGUGAGAGAGGAAGAACGGAUCGAGGUGGAUCGAAGAGCCCGGGGCGGGGAAACUUCCAUCCAGUUUGAAACUGGCGCCGGCCGACAUGGGACAACGGUGGGACAAGUUCCGGAAGCUGACACCAGAAGCCGACUGGAUUCCCGCCAAGAUACCUCCACAGGUAGGCAUGAAGUGUGGAUUAUAGGAUCGUCAAUUGUACAUUGGGCGGGAAUCCAGGCGCAAACCAGACCAGGUGGAGGUAACCUAGGGUUACAACAGGCGGGUAUAUGCAUAAAAUGGUAUGGGAAUAGGGGAAUGCGGUGGUCGCAGUUGGAUCAGUUUAUCUUGGGCAAGUUGCAACAUCAAACCCCACCUAAUUCCAUGAUCUUGCAACUGGGGUCCAAUGAUAUGGUUACGGUAAAAAACAGGGUCCUUAUCCAGGAGAUUACUUGUUCAGUUUUGAGACUGAGGUCACUACUUCCCUCUGUAAGGAUCAUUUGGUCGAAUAUGUUGCCGCGCCUCUACUGGCAUGGAGCGGAACAUCCAAAGCAGGUGGACAAAGCUCGGAAAAGGGUAAACGGUGCAGUAAAAGCACUGGUCCUUGCAGAGGGGGGGGCAGUGAUUGGGCACCCCGCUGUGACCGUAAAAGAGUUGGAGUUGUUCAGGAAUGAUGGAGUGCAUCUGUCGAGCAAAGGAAAUGGGGUGUACCUGGAUGGAAUGCGGGGUGCCGUGAAAAGCGUUGCUCUUGGGAGGGGGAAAGGGAAUCAUUCGCUCAACGACUGUGGUAGAGAGAAGACGUAUGCUCCAGAUAUUCACACUAUGGCUUUGGGGUAUUCGAGCAGUGUUAGUAGCAACACCAGUAGUGACGAGGACGACGUGUUGAUCUUGAAAUGUUCAGAAAGACAUACAAUCAAAUGUAAAAGUGUGACUACCAAACACGAUGAGAAGAAGAGUACUCAUUAUAUAGAUCAAACGGAUGCUACACGUGAAAUUGGGGAUAGAAUUGAAGAUGGUGAACUCGUUGAUGAAUCUACAGAUCAGACGAAUGUUGGUCGUGAAUACGAAACAGAUCCUGACUAUGAUGUUUCCUACGAUGAAGACGAAUGA
Molecule: messenger RNA, 1429 nt
Organism: Gigantopelta aegis
Lineage: Eukaryota; Metazoa; Mollusca; Gastropoda; Neomphalida; Peltospiridae
Exons: 4
Coding region: 182-1429 (415 amino acids)
Source: RefSeq, a predicted model, not a curated record